This is a messenger RNA of Branchiostoma floridae (Florida lancelet), 1908 nucleotides long. RefSeq lists its product as uncharacterized. Gene Ontology annotation, biological process: adenylate cyclase-activating G protein-coupled receptor signaling pathway. The record is from RefSeq and is a predicted model, not a curated record. Lineage: Eukaryota; Metazoa; Chordata; Leptocardii; Amphioxiformes; Branchiostomatidae. Bases 492 to 1808 code for a protein of 438 amino acids. The transcript is spliced from 9 exons. Gene Ontology annotation, molecular function: G protein-coupled receptor activity.
GCACUAUUGACACCUUUGUGUCAAAGGCUAACAAGCGGUGAUUGACCCCAUUCUUUUGUUGUGAGUGUGCACGCAAGCCAGGUGAUCGUGUUACUGUGGAUGUCGCGCAUUGGUACGGCUUAAUUUAGCAGAUUUCACACUUGUGAUCUUUUGUUUAGUAUUUUUGCAAGGUUUGAAGGCAGUUUACAACGCUGGAUCAUGGAUUUUUAAUCCGGACGGAUGUUUGCCAGCCGGACACGUCAUUUUGUGCGAGUUUACCGACACGGAUGGCCGCCCGGGUGACUAUGACAAGGCACUGGCUAUGACGUAAAAGCGGACGGAGCUGGGUUUAGCAACAUUCUUUUGGCAACAAUAACAACUCUUUAGGUCUACAAACCGACAAGGGAUAAGUCUCAGACACUACUCAGUCGCGAAGUCCGCAGCACAAGCUUCUAAAACUGUGAAGAGUUAACUGUUUUGGGUCCCUGUAGUUAACGCUGGUGUGAAAGAGAAUGAGGGCUGUUGUUCUUCUGGUUACCGUACUGUUUCAAGUUGUCUUACGGACAGAAGGAGAUUGGACUCCGGUCCUUAACGUGACGAGGACCGGCAGAGAAGGCGACAUCUUCACCGAGAGAACGGAUAUCUGUACAACGGCAUGGAAUGGUUACUGUACUGAGAGAAAGGCUAACCGUAUCACCUGGAGAGAGCCAGGUGGCAGACAGGUGUGCAUGUGCCAGUGUUACACCUGGUUCAACACAUACCUGUCCGACGAGGAUGAGUGUGAGAAUGUUCCUUCAGAUUCAGAAUGUGAAUGGUGGUUUGAAGAUGAGGGACAGCAGGCGCUGUACACGGUCACACCUGGCAGUGGUCAAACCGGCCGGAUAGACUGGGGGGACGAAGACUGGCCAGGGUCAGGGGUCACUCCCAACUCCUGCUCCAUAGACUGGUCCUGCGAUGUCACCUCGCAGACUUACCUGGAGGACGGAGAUUGGAAGGAUCUGUCGUGUCUUGGCGGAGAUAUUCCGGAUGACAUUUUUGUCUUGGACUACGAAGAAAAUGGCAGAAAAAGAAACUGUCAGAGACACUGGUUUGUCUCGUGGGAUCUUACGUAUGACAUCACACGGCUGGGAGGACUGGUGAUACACCUGGACAUCACCUGUUCACGACGCAGGUGGGGGAACAGACAGUACUCCAGGUCACAAUGCCUCAGGUUCAAGACAGAAGGAACUCAUCUUUACACACCAGGCCGAGGCUGUACUCUCUACACACAGACCACACCCCCAGGGCAGGGCACCACACAAAGGAACCAGCACACUGCAGGUGGUGUGACUGCAGGUGGUGCAGCUGCAGGUAGUGCAACACCUGAUGCAGGCAUCACUGCAGCACCUGGAGUGGAGACAACACAUGCUAACACAACCUCAGGAAAUGGUGACAUGGGAAUGAACACCGGGGGAGGUGGGAGGAACACAGGAGCUAUCACAGGGGGCGUGGCAGUGGCCGUCAUCGCUAUUCUGGCCUUAGUGGGAGGGUUUGUUUUCUUCUGGAGAAGGAAACAUAAACAGAACACUGGGAAAUCUUCAUCAGGAGGCACUCAGGUAACAGUGCAGAACCCAGGAUACCGUGUCCACAUCUCAGCACCUCAGAUCAACAGGAUUAGUUCAGAUUCAUCAGGAUAUGUUGAUAACUCUGGGUAUGUGGGAUAUGAUACAGGAGGCAGCGUGGAAAAUGCCAUCUACGAGGGGGUAAGUCUAUUUUUUGUUUUGAUGAUAGCUAUAGUGGCAAAGUACUCGUUCAGGAUUGUCAUAAUUAUUAUUUGUUCAUAUGAAUAGCUGACAUGUUCACUUAACAAGUGCUAUAUCUUUUCCCAGCUGCCUUACCUCAAAGUUAGAGCAAAUUUGGUUCAAAGGCAUUAAAGACCAAGUUAGAUCA